CUAGACCAGGAAAAUGUACAAUUGCACAUCCUACGUCGGGAAAAACUCAGAUAGAAAUAAUGUGAGAAAAUGUUAUCAGCAUGAGUCAGAUUUUGCGUAUAAAACGGUGUCUGGGCAUUUUUCUGUUAGUUUAUCUUGAAAGCUACAAGGAUGGGGCUGCUACGAAUAACUUCGGUUCUGAUCCUGGUUUUACAAGUAUUUGGGGCACGCGGAGAUCAUCUCCCGUUGCUGCCUGGGAACAGACUCCGAACAGGUGACGCAGCAGAAUACCCUGGUGCAACACUCAUCGACUGUGUAAAAGGGAACAGGAUCUUGUCCGACUUUCAAAGAUCGCACACGUAUACACCAACUCAAGCACUCGUGAACACGAAUAACUUCGAACGCUACCCGUUUACGUCACACGCUGUCAUUCCCGGGAUCCUAGUCGAUGGUGGCAUAGGGAGGUUCUCGUUUGUCAAACUGACACAUGGCAUACUCCACAAACGGACGGCAUUCGCGCUGCAGACGUCAGCGGACGGUGAAUACGCGUACUGGAUGCCGCAGGGCCGGUACGUGGAUGUGCCGCAGCAUCCUAGCGCCAACCAGCCGCACUUCGUGUUCACACCAGACUACAGUGGCUGCGCAUGGACCGUGACACCGAUGACCAAUGGCAUGCUGCGACUAAAGCACGUGGAAGGUGGGCACCAGGACCGACAGUUCAACAACCUCCCCCCCUGGCACAAGGGUGGAGAAGUCUCCUAUGGCAUGCAGUUCCGCGAUUAUGGUUACGUGCACAGGAAUGGGAGGCUGAUCAAGCAUGCCACGGCGUACGCUUACAUGCACUACUCAGAUGUCACUAGGAGAUGGAAAUUGCACGUGCAACACCAAACAUGCGCGCCGCGACCUGGCAACACCGCGUACGACCACGGGCAAAUCGUCAGCAUGAAGAUGAACUAUUUCAAUCAGAAGACCUGGAACCCCAUUACUGGUACGGAGUUCUGGGUUAUACCUUCUGGUCGGCCGGCCAGCCCGAUGCGCCUACAAAGGCGUUCUUAAACGGCCCAGGCGGCCUAGCCAAGGUGACGAUAGCUUGCGCAUCGCCAUCGCAUCGCUUUGUGUCUCUAUUACUCUUCCAUAUAUUAGUGUGACAUGACAGUUGCGUUUCGUUCGCUACGUAGUGUUAGCGAAUGGCAUGUAACGGUGCCAGGAGUACUUCGGAGCAAGUGGAAGUCCGUGUAGUAGUGUAACUAUAGUAAAAAAAUGUUUACCAAAUAUGACGCUAGGUGGCGCUGAACCGGCCGGGUCGAUUCGUACAUCUCGCUAACGAAAUUCUUAUCGGGUUGGUUUUGUGUAUAAGGGUCGGGAUUUAAUUGUUAUUAGUAAGAAGUAUUGAAUUUAUUUGUUAAUGUGAAUGUUUGUUUCAUUCCUUCUCAUGUACAGCGCGCCCAUUUUGAAUGAGUUAGGAGUACAUACCGUCGGUGCGAAUAAAAAUAUCGCCAUGUAUUUUUUAGCUACUUUUCAGGAGACAAAAAAACUGUUUAUUUUCCUGUUUGUAGUAUAUUAUUUGUUGCACCUGUAUUUUUUUUUCUGGUAUAUCAAUGGUUUUUACAUGAUACUUAUGAAGAAAAUAAACAGUUUUUUUCGUAAAUUUUUACAAUAUUAAUUAUUUUAACCAGAAUUUCGCUACAUAACGACUUAAAUUAGGUUCACUUAAAAUCAUCAUGUGUAAAGUUUACACAUAGCAAUUUGUUGCCAAAGUAACGUAGUACGAGAAAUUAUACAUAACGGAUUUUAGGGUCAAUAAAUCGCCAUGUGCAACAUUAUCGCCAUCACCCUCGACGGAAAACAAGGCAUUUAAUUUCGUUAUGUGCCAAAUCACAUAGCUAUUUUUUUGUACAAAUUUUGUUAGUUAUUUUCAUAACUAAUAAAGAUAUAAAAUAAAUAUUUAUAUAGGUCGACGGGAAAUUCAAAAAGAAAUUAAAAUAUGCCAAAAUCAAAAAAUCGUAAAAAAACACAAUAGCGUUUUUUUUAUUCGCAACGACGAUACACGAAAUCCUGUACGUACACAUUUACAAUAUUAUGUGAAAAAUUUAUAAAAUUAUUUUCUAAUUAUUAUCUGUAGGUAGGUACUAUUUUGUAUUGUUGCAAAAAUAUGACUGAAAAAAUAUAUAUCAAUAAUGUAUUUUUAUUAUAACUACAUAUAUUUAUUUUUUAUAUCUCUUUUUAUAAAUUUUGCUCGUGAUAUCAGUAUCCCACGCCCUUAUUUAUAAGUUGGACGCUAUGUAAAUCAGUUCCAUUUCACUAUUCUGAGCAAAAUCAGAAGCAGCCAAUUUUUGGACUUAGUCUUUGUGAAAUCAGCCGGCCUAGCCAAGGUUACAAUCGCUAUCGCUUCGACAACGAAAAGCUUUAUGUCUCUCUAUCACUCUUCCAUAUUAGUGCGACAGUGACAGUUGCGUUUCGAUCGCUACGGAGCGUGAGCGAUUGGCAUCUUGGCUACGCGGCCAGACGUGCCUUCCAGAGAGCGGAAUUAAUUAUUCAAAUCCUUGCCACAAACUUCUGUUUCUAAUUAAAUGCUUCUAGCUUUGUCGAGCGCUGAAUAAAUACAAAUAGGGUAUUUUCCUACUAGUCAAAUCAGUUACUUUUUUAGAACUGUCGAAACGAUUUGCUAAUUUAUAUGAAACAUUACAUCGUGACGUCACGGUCAACUCGCCUACUUUUUAUAUUUCUAUC
Cydia splendana is the source of this 2709-nucleotide messenger RNA. RefSeq lists its product as uncharacterized. NCBI's taxonomy places the organism in Eukaryota, Metazoa, Arthropoda, Insecta, Lepidoptera, Tortricidae. The record is from RefSeq and is a predicted model, not a curated record. The transcript is spliced from 5 exons. The coding region runs from base 151 to 1035 and encodes 294 amino acids.